Messenger RNA from Dalotia coriaria, 2229 nucleotides. It is a transcript of the gene Polr1F, whose product is annotated as RNA polymerase I subunit F. The transcript has 3 exons. The record is from RefSeq and is a predicted model, not a curated record. Gene Ontology annotation, biological process: DNA-templated transcription initiation. Lineage: Eukaryota; Metazoa; Arthropoda; Insecta; Coleoptera; Staphylinidae. Bases 276 to 1232 code for a protein of 318 amino acids. Gene Ontology annotation, cellular component: RNA polymerase I complex.
AAAUUUAACCUAGAUGGCGCUACAAUGCACUAUUUGCAAUAAAUUUCUCGCUGAUGAUUCUUCGUGAAUUUAUCAACACGUGUUUGUUACUUUCAAUCAGUGUCAGUGAGCACAGUUCGUGACGGUGUGAGUUAUCGUGGUUUAUGUGUUCAACCAUUUAUGUGGUAAAUCCGAGCAACUACUUUUAAAUUUCUAAGCCUACUUGUUUAAGGUUAGUGUUCACAGUGUUGUGAUCUCACGUGUUGCCUGCCGUGUGCCUAAAAUACUCUAAUCUCAUGUGCGUAAUCAUGGAUCACAAGAAAAAAUCGAAUCUUCCUGUGCUACUGAAUCAUUCUGAGCUCCAGAAGUUACGCACCGACGCUGGUUCUUGCGUGGAAGUGAAAACAUGUGCGCAUCAUAUCACACUUCAUCCGUUUCACCUCUCAAAUAUAGCCAACUCAAUCAAAGAGAUUCUAAAUGAAAGAGUGGCUAAAUAUUCGGCUGAAUUCGGCGGUAUUUUGCUUGGUUUUGAAAACAUCAAAAUAUUUGGAUCUAAAGCACCAAUGUAUGAUGACAUGUGCUUUAUGCAUCAGAAAAUUGAAGCUGAUUUCUAUAUAUUCAAGCCAACAAUUGGAUGUAGAUUAAAUGGUGUGAUCAUUAAGAAGAGUCAGGAUCAUAUUGGUUGUUUGGUGCAUAAGUUGUUUAAUAUUUCUUUGCCAAAACCAGAGGGUGAUGACAAUUGGUUGGGUUUCAAGGCACAAAUUGGUCAGGAAGUGCAGUUUCAAGUCAGUUUUAUGAAUUUGGAUGCAAGAUUACCCUAUAUUAAAGGAGUAUUAUUAACAAUAAUAUCAGAAGAUAGUGGAAUAAGCACAAGUGAUGAAACAGCUCACCCUAAAAAGAAGAAAUCGAAAAAAUCCACUAAAGAUAAAGUAGAUGGCUCACAACCAGAAGCUGAAUCAGUAAAAAAGAAGAAACUGAAAAAGAAGAAAACACUUCCAGAAGAAGAUAUACUAAACAUUAUCUUUGAUGCACCAGAAAAGAAAAAGAAGUCCAAAAAAGACAAGAAAUCAAAAUCAGAAGUUCCAGAAGAUCAGAAUAACAUAGACCAGAUUGAAGACCUGAAAGGUAAAUACCUAGAACAAUUAAAUAUCUUAAAAGAACUUACUCACAUUGAUGAAACAAAUGUAACAGCUCAACCUAAACAGAAAAAAUCAAAAAGAACAAAACAAAACCUGAAAAUGAUGAAGGAUUAGUUGAACAAGAUGAAAAUGAGACUAAACCAAAGAAAAAAGAGAAAAAAUCGAAGAAGGAGAAGAAAAUAAAAGAGAAAACAGAAGUGAAAGAACGAGAUUUAUUAGAUGAAUCAUUACCUGAUCUUAAUUUGGAUGCAUUGUUUGAAGAUGGUUCAAUUAGUAUGCAGAAAGACACUGACAAUGACACCAAAUUCAGCCAGAGUAUUAUACUACCCGCCGAUCCUGACAUGGAUGAAAUUCUGAAAGAUAUUCCAAAGAAAAAAGCGAAAAAGGAUAAAAAGUCACCAUCCAAGAAGAGGAAAUUGGAGGAAGUUGAUGAUGAACAAGUGACAGACUCAUCAAUAAGGAAAAAGAAGAAAAAACACAGUACCUAACUCAUAGGUACCCUUAUUGCAAUUACCUGCUUUGUAUUUUGUACGUUGAUUUUGGUUCUGUAGACAUUUAAGUUAAUUUGUGAUCACAUUCAUCAUUAUAAUAUGUUACUUUAAUUGUGUAUAGAAGUAAACAUGUUGUUUACUUUAAAUGAUUUGAUUCUUUAUGGUAACGGCCAAGGUAGGCCGGAAAAAUCCACCGGGCCACCAAGUCCAGCAUCCGCUUCGAGGAGACUCAUGAUGACCGCCAUUGCUGCUUCAUCAUUACCAUCUGACGAAGGGUUGUUGGUUGGUGAUUCGCGUACGGCGUCUUCCAUCAUACCAAUAACACGACUUUCGGACGCUGGUAAGGUCACCACACUUCCACCUUUGUUACAAUUGAAGAAAUUUGACAAUUUGUAUAAAUAGUUUAUAAUAUAAAAGCAAAUAAUUUAAUAUACAGCGGUGUUUACCUGGUUCGGAAAGAUUUGUCAAAGAAAUGUUGUUUUGAACGUGGUGGUUGUUAAAUUGUGAAUCUUGCGGUUGAUAAUUUGAUAUCAUUUGAUUUUGAUCAGAUGUGGACAUUCCUGGACAUGGGACACUUGUAGAUAUUUGCGACUGAAACAAUAACACAAACAUAUAAACUA